GCCUCAUCACUACGAGGAAACGAAACUCAACCAGGAGAAUCAGACACAAGUUUUCAAAGUGCAGUUUGCUUUAAACCUCUUGGGCAGUGACUUUUACAAAACAACAUUACAGAUAUGGCCACUGCCAGCAGUCUGCUAUCAGAGGAGAAGUUCCUGUGUUCUGUCUGUCUGGAUGUGUUCACUGAGCCAGUCUCAACACCAUGUGGACACAGCUUCUGCAGAGCAUGUAUCCAGAAGUGUUGGGACAACAGUGACGACUGCAAGUGUCCAUUAUGCAACAGGACAUUUUCUCCAAGACCUGAACUCCAAGUCAACACUUUCGUGUGUGAGUUAACUGCUGAGUUUAAAGCUUUAGUACAAGUCAAGGCCUCGACUCCAGAGCCACAACUUCCUGGAACAGCAGACGUUCUUUGUGAUAUCUGCUCUGACAUGAAGGAAAAUGCUGUUAAAUCUUGCCUGACGUGUUUAGCGUCUUUCUGUAAAGUGCACCUCGAGCCACAUCAGAGAGUUGCUGCUUUCAAGAGCCACACAUUAUUAGACCCUGUGAAGAAUCUUGAUGACAGAAUGUGCAAAACACACAACAAGUUAACAGAACUGUACUGUAGGACUGACCAGGCCUGUAUUUGUCUCAAGUGUUUCAAAACCGAUCACAAGAGUCACAAUGUUGUUCCACUUGAGGAAGAAUACGAAGCCACUUUGGCAAAAAAAGAUGAGACGAUGGCAAAUAUCCAAAAGAUGAUUCAGUCACGGUCUGAGAAGAUAGCUGAGAUUGAAAACUCAGUUGAUGUCAGCCAGAGAGAAGCUGAGAAAGAGAAAGAAGCCAGUGUGCAGGUCUUCACUGACUUGAUCUGCUCCAUCCAGAGCAGCCAGGCCGAGCUUGUUGAGGUGAUUGAGGAGAGGCUCAGAGCAACAAAGCAGAAGGCUGAAGCUUUUCUCACUGAACUGAGGAUGGAAGUCGCUGAGCUGGAGAGCAGAAGCAGCCAGCUGGAGCAGCUGUCACAGUCUGAGGAUCACCAUCAUUUCCUCCAGAGCUUCCCAACGUUGUGCUCUCCUUUAAACAAGGACUGGACCAACACUGGUGUUCACAGCAACCUGUCUCUUCAGGGAGUGAGAGAUGAGUUGACUCUGCUGAGACAAAGAGUUGAUGAAAUAAAGGAGGAGAUUCCUGAAAUCAAUGAAAAAGAUCAAAUGAAAAGAAUGAGAAAACAUGCAGUGGACUUGACCUUUGACCCUGAAACAGCAUUUCGCAAUCUUGUCAUAAGCCAGGAUGGAAAACAAGUGACGAAUGGAGGCAGAGAUCAAAAACGUCCCAAAAAUCCAAAGAGAUUUGAAAUAUGUCCAGAAGUUUUGGCAAAGGAAGGAUUCACAACAGGGAAGUUUUACUAUGAAGUGCAAGUGAAAGACAAGAUUGGCUGGAUUGUUGGAGUGGUCAGAGAGCCUGUUAACAGAAAAGAGAACACACCUCUUUCAGUUGAAAAUGGUUGUUGGACCAUUGGGCUUCAUGACGGUAUAUAUAGAGCAUAUAGAAAACCAAGUGUUGAACUCAGACUGAAAGAAAAGCUUGAUAAUGUGGGCAUCUUUGUGGACUAUAAUAAGGGAGUGGUUUCUUUCUAUGAUGUGAAUUCUAAAUCACACAUCUAUUCUUUCACUGGCUGCCACUUUAGAGAGAAACUUUACCCAUACUUCUGCCUUGAAGGGUACCUCAAUGGAGCAAACUCUGCUCCAAUCAUCAUAACACCUGUUCCUCAAACACACUGAGACCGUUCCUUCAUUAAGAGAGAUAUUAUUACAGUAAUAUUGGUCUUUGUCAAAGCACUUAACACACCUGCAGAAACUACUGACAGCAACUUCCAAAUUAUCCAACUGGUCUCUUUAUUAUUUACAUGUUUUCUCUCCAUGCAUUCAUAUUACAAUCAUGACACUGCAUAAGUGACAAUCAGUUUCUUUUCCUGCCAUAUUCUUGUAUGUAAAUAUGUAGAUUUAAACUAAUGAUACAGAUGUUCUUCAUUAUAGUCAGAUCCAGUUGUAUUACAGUGGAUUAGUUUGUCAUUUAUCACAAUAUAUAAAGUUACUUUGUAAGGAUAUAAUAUUGCUCUCUUGUGCAUAUUUUGAUUAUUGCAAGAAGUUAUGUGGCAUAAAUUGUAACAUUCUUGCAAAAUAGUAUCAAACAUGUUUUGUCUUUCAAAUAUUCUGCUGUAUAUACAGCCUCACACUAACUAUGAUGAUCAUUAGGAGAUUGUUUUCAAGUGUUAAUGGACAGUUCCUUGAAGAAAAUACCAGUGCAUAUGAUUUAUUCAUUUUACUGAUUUUGUGUAAUUCACAGGGGCCUGAAAUGAGCAUUUGAGCAUUUGUUGAGUGGCCAGGGGCCAAAAUAAAGUCCACAUAAAUGUGUCAUUUCUACCUAUAUAAUUAUAUUGUCAGCUCCUGUCAUAUAAUAUUGGAUGAGUUCAUCAAUGCCAUUAAUAAUGAUAUAAUGCACUGUUAAUUUGUUAAGAUAUGAUGUCGCUCUCUUGUGCAUAUUUUGAUUAUUGAAAAAAGUUAUGAGGCAUAAAUUGUAACAUUCCUGCAAAAUCAUGUCAGACACGUUUUGCCUUUCAAGUAUGCUACUGUAUAUACAGCCUCACACUAACUGUGAUGAUAA
This is a messenger RNA of Centropristis striata (black sea bass), 2641 nucleotides long. RefSeq names its product E3 ubiquitin-protein ligase TRIM7-like. The record is from RefSeq and is a predicted model, not a curated record. Bases 115 to 1758 code for a protein of 547 amino acids. Gene Ontology annotation, molecular function: zinc ion binding; protein binding. The transcript is spliced from 2 exons. Lineage: Eukaryota; Metazoa; Chordata; Actinopteri; Perciformes; Serranidae.